Syzygium oleosum is the source of this 1434-nucleotide messenger RNA. RefSeq names its product plastoglobulin-1, chloroplastic. The coding region runs from base 114 to 1235 and encodes 373 amino acids. NCBI's taxonomy places the organism in Eukaryota, Viridiplantae, Streptophyta, Magnoliopsida, Myrtales, Myrtaceae. The transcript has 3 exons. The record is from RefSeq and is a predicted model, not a curated record.
AAAAAUCUCAGCAAACAGUAGUGCAGAGAUCGAGAGACGGAGAAGAGGACGAACUUCACAGCACCUAAAAACUCGAGCGCACGAACGAGUGUCAACCGAAGCAAGCGGCGAAGAUGGCUCUCUUCUCCUUCGCACCGCAACCUUCCUCCCUGUUCUCCUCCGUCAGCAACCGCAACCGCAACCGCGAGCUCUCGGCCGCCGCGCCCGCCGCCUUCCUCAAGCCCACGCUCAUCUCUCUCCUCCCCCCGCGCUGUCCCAGGAGGCUCUCUCCCUCUCCCCUCACCCUCGCUCGCUCCCCCGACGCCCCCGACGCCCCCCCCGAGCCGGACUCCUCGGCGGCGCCCGCGAACGUCACCGACGAGUGGGGCGAGAAGGCCGACCCCGAGCCCGAGGCGUCGUACUCGAGGCUCUCCGAUUCGGACCCCCCGAGGGAGGACGACGAGUGGGGCGGCGGCGGCGGCGGCGGCGUGGAGGGGUACGUGGCGGCGGGCAACGGGACCCCUUCGGCUCAGGGGGAAGCGGCGGCGGUGGAGGAGGGGGCGGUGGAGGAUAGGGUUGGGGAUUUGAAGCGGUGCCUGGCGGACACGGUCUACGGGACGGACUUCGGGUUCCGGGCCGGGCAGGAGGUGAGGGCGGAGGUGCUGGAGCUGGUGAACCAGCUGGAGGCGGCGAACCCGACGCCGGCUCCGGUGGACGCCACGGGGCUGCUUGAUGGCAACUGGGUCUUGGUGUACACGGCUUCCUCCGAGCUCCUGCCUCUUCUGGCUGUGGGGGCAACGCCGCUCCUGAAAGUUCAAAAGAUAAGCCAAUCUAUCGAUACCAGUAGCCUCACAAUUGUGAACUCCACCACACUUUCCAGCCCCUUUGCUACUUUCUCAUUCAGUGCAUCUGCGGCUUUUGAGAUAAGAAGUCCCUCAAGGAUUCAGGUUGAAUUCAAGGAAGGAACCUUCCAACCUCCUGAGAUAAAGCCGACCAUCGAUCUCCCAGAAAGUGUGAAUGUCUUUGGGCAGAACAUAAAUCUAAUGCCAGUGCAGCAAUCAAUCAGUCCUCUGCAGGAAGCCGUGGCGAGUGUUUCGCGUGCCAUCUCCGGUCAGCCACCACUUAAGCUUCCCAUUCCAGGCGAGAGGACCCGCUCUUGGCUUCUCAUCACAUACCUCGACAAGGAUAUGAGGAUAUCACGAGGGGACGGGGGUCUCUUUGUGCUUGUCAAAGAAGGGAGUCCUCUUUUGAAUUAGUAACCAGACACCAUUCAUCAGGGUAUAGGAAAAAGGAUUUGGCAGAUUUUCCCGUGCUUGUUGUAUCGUCGACCAACAUAGAUAUUCAGAGAUUGAAACUGGUGCACAGACUUGUAAAUUAAUCGGGGACUUGCCCUUGUUGAGAGAUUGAGAUGGAUGCAGAGCUAAGAGUAAGAUCAUUUGCCAAUUUAUAACUAAA